GCAUCAAGAUGGCCACCUGAGUGCCUCUGUCUAUCUGCUCGGCUGUCAUGAGGCGGCGGGGCCAACUGGUCCUCCUCGCCUCGUGCUCUCCAACUUCUCCCGUUCAACUUUUGCUCCAGAGUUGUGUGCACGUAGCUGAGUUACGUCACUGGCCAUUUCGACCAACUCCGGGCAGUGUAGGAGGGAGUGCGAUGGGAGCUAUAGGCGAUGUCCCGACCGGCAGUAGGCAACAGGCGUAUGCGUAAUGCGCUCUAGUGUGUAGCCGAGGAUACAUCUAAGCAGAAUGCGUACCAGGCUAUUUGUAAUGCUUUGACAUUUUGGUCAAAAAGUAUGGCGGAAAAAGUAACGUAUGCUGAUUUGCAGCGUAGUAUGCGCGUGGAAUACGCGCACUGACUGCUGCAUUGCCGAUGGUUUUCUUUUCAGAGAAACAUGAGGAAGAAGCAGAACAUGAAGCACCGGCGAGCGGAGGAGACGACAGUCGUGCAGGAGUUCGUGGUGGAAAAGAUCGUCCAGCAGCGCGUGAUGAACGGAAAAGUGGAGUACUUCCUCAAGUGGAAAGGCUUCACCGAUGCGGAGAACACGUGGGAGCCGGAGGAUAACCUGGACUGCCCCGAGCUGAUCGAGGAGUUCCUGAGGGGCCGAUCUCUGUCCAGGAGCACCGCCGAGGAAGGGGAGGGGCAGGGGGGGCUCCUCACGGACUUCCACAUCCAGCCCAAAGAGGAGGAGGAGGAGAUGGACACACACAGGCGUCCGCUGUGCCUUGGCGAAGCUCCGGAACCGCUCCAGGAGACAACUGCUGUUCCUGGGACCUUCAUGGGCCACAUAGAACCGGAGUGCAUCAUCGGGUCCACCGACCACCACGGGGAACUCACGUUCCUCAUCAAAUGGAAGGACAGUGAGGAGGUGGCGUUGAUGUCCGCAAGGGAGGCCAGUGAGCGGAACCCCCAGAUGGUCAUCGCCUUCUACGAGGAGCGGUUUAGGUUCUCCGCAGACGAGGAGCCGCAGGCUGAGAGAGAGAGACAGAUGGUCUAGUCAGUCGUUAAGCUGCCUGCACACUGCUUUAACAAACACCAACAAACACCAACACACAAAUACACACAAAUACACACAACAACUUUAGGUGUAUACAUUUGCAUAAUUGUUACUCUAUUUAGCCAGUCCGUCCACAUUAAGAUGGCGUAUUCCUACACUGAAAAUAAAAAUGAUCUCUGAGGUGAUACAUUUGAAAACGUGGGGUUCUAGUUGCAGUGUGUACAGGGGGAACAGAGAGCAUUAUAUAUGAUAGUGCACGCUUGCCAUGACUCUGAUAGAAUGUUGGGUUCCACACACCACCAACCACAAAGAGUUCUAUUGAGUUUCAGUGAUCUAGUGUGGAUGCAAAACCUUACAAAACGAUACAAAAAGGAUAUUGUGAACAGAUUGUUUUCACCUCAAAUAUGCGUAUUUUUAUUUACCCAACUUAUUGUGGACGCAGCCUUGGAAUGUUGGUGUUUGUUGGGCAUUGUCUGGGCAGUGUGCAAUCACCUUAAGACUGAGAGAGAGAUGGAGGGAGGGAGG
Alosa sapidissima (American shad) is the source of this 1557-nucleotide messenger RNA. RefSeq names its product chromobox homolog 3b (gene cbx3b). The coding region runs from base 430 to 1032 and encodes 200 amino acids. The record is from RefSeq and is a predicted model, not a curated record. Gene Ontology annotation, cellular component: pericentric heterochromatin; nucleus. Gene Ontology annotation, molecular function: chromatin binding. Gene Ontology annotation, biological process: chromatin organization; negative regulation of transcription by RNA polymerase II. Lineage: Eukaryota; Metazoa; Chordata; Actinopteri; Clupeiformes; Clupeidae. The transcript has 4 exons.